GCCACAAGAAGUCAGAAUUUCGCGUUUAAAGAACUUUAUUAAAAACUUAAACAUGUCCAUACCGCAAAAGCACUUUAAGAAAGGCUCCAGCAAACCGCAGCUGCCCGAGGAUGGGGUGUUGCGUGUCUACUCGAUGAGAUUCUGUCCCUUCAGCCAGCGGGUACACCUCAUUCUCGACGCCAAGGCAAUUCCCCAUCACAAAAUCUACAUCGAUUUGAUUGACAAGCCCGAAUGGUACAAGGACUGCAGUCCCCUGGGCAAGGUGCCCGCCCUGCAGCUGCCGGAUGUCAAGGAGCAGCCCACACUUGUGGAAUCGCUCAUCAUUGCCGAAUAUCUGGAUGAGCAGUAUCCCGAGUUGCGGCUCUAUCCCACUGAACCGCUGCAAAAGGCACAGGACAAGAUUCUGAUUGAACGCUUUGCCCCGGUGGUCAGUGCCGUGUAUCCAGUGCUCACCUGCAAUCCCAAUGCUCCCAAAAAUGCCCUCACGAACUUUGAAACUGCCUUGGAUGUGUUCGAGCAAGAGCUGGCCAAGCGAGGAAGUCCCUACUUUGCUGGACAGACAAUUGGCAUUGUGGACUACAUGAUCUGGCCCUGGUUCGAGCGCUUUCCCAGCCUAAAGCUGACCACGGAACAGAAGUAUGAGCUGGAUGCCCAGCGCUUUGGUCUCUUGCUCAAGUGGCGUGAUCUGGUGGCUCAGGAUGAGGCUGUUCGGAAGACCGCUCUGCCUGCCCAAGUGCACGCAGAGUUUCAGGGCUCAAAGCGACUGGGCAAGCCGCAGUACGACAUAGCUUUUAGGGCUUAACGGGCCUCCUGCGUCUGUGCUUUAUUCAUUCCAAGCUAAAAUCAAAUAUACUGCAUUCAAUUAGA
Molecule: messenger RNA, 867 nt
Organism: Drosophila obscura
Lineage: Eukaryota; Metazoa; Arthropoda; Insecta; Diptera; Drosophilidae
Gene: GstO2
Product: pyrimidodiazepine synthase
Exons: 3
Coding region: 53-802 (249 amino acids)
Biological process (GO): glutathione metabolic process
Cellular component (GO): cytoplasm
Molecular function (GO): glutathione dehydrogenase (ascorbate) activity; glutathione transferase activity
Source: RefSeq, a predicted model, not a curated record